Folsomia candida is the source of this 2838-nucleotide messenger RNA. It is a transcript of the gene ncm, whose product is annotated as pre-mRNA-splicing factor CWC22 homolog. Gene Ontology annotation, molecular function: RNA binding; protein binding. The transcript is spliced from 11 exons. Gene Ontology annotation, cellular component: catalytic step 2 spliceosome. Gene Ontology annotation, biological process: mRNA splicing, via spliceosome. The record is from RefSeq and is a predicted model, not a curated record. Bases 229 to 2667 code for a protein of 812 amino acids. Lineage: Eukaryota; Metazoa; Arthropoda; Collembola; Entomobryomorpha; Isotomidae.
AGUUUGGAACGAUUCCGCCGCAGCUUUCUCUCUCGCACCAACAAAUCGUCCUUCGCUGUACCCAAUUUGUGACAAUAAAUGCAAAGUUAGAAAUAUUCCCGACUAGUUGCUGCUUAAUUGAAUAAAGCUGAACCUUUAUACCCCAACUAUUUUGCGCCCCACAACUCUCAAGUGGAACAGACACCCCAAUAAAUCUAUAAAUUUCAAGGGUAAAGUUGUCAGAACAGAAUGUACCAAGAGGAAGAAGCCGAAAGAGAUUCUCCCGAUUCGGAGAGUUAUCGUACGAUGCGGAGCAGGGUUCAAAUUGUUCAAAGGUCGGUACGAACAACACGAGGGGACGAUGAGCGCGAUGAAGGAUUGACGAAAAAUGAAACGUCGGAUUAUAAUCGUCGAAGAAGUUCCAAAAGAUCACCCUCUGUUGAACGAGAAGAGCAGGCGGAGGACGAGGACGAAUACCGCAAGAAAGAUAAGAAAAAAUCGCACAAAUCCCACUCCCGUGAGAAUCGGGACGGGUCGGCAGAUAGUCGUAGCGACAGAAGGAGUAGGAGAAGAAGAAGCAAUGAGGGUGACAGAGAGGAAGGUCGACGAGAUAAGAAGAGGGAUGAGAGGCGGAGGAUGAGUAAGGAACGACGAGACAAGAGCAGAGACAGGAGCGACAAAAAUGUGAGCAGACGCGACAAGACGGACGAGAGGCGUGAGAAGAAAGAAAGCAGACGAGAGGGAGAUGACGAGGAUAGAAGAUCGGACAGAAGGGAUGAUGAUAGUAGACGACGACGUCGACAUCGUGACCGUUCUCAACAUGAUGAUGAUGAACAAGGACGAUCCACCAAUGCUGAAAGGAGCCGUAAGCGUGGCCGCGAGGAAACUGAUGUCAAAGACGUUGAUUCUCCGAAAAAGAAGAAAGUAGUGGUCGACGAUUUGACUACCCGUACUGGAGGGGCUUACAUCCCACCCGCGAAGCUCCGUAUGAUGCAAAAGGACAUUACGGAUAAGAGCAGCAUGGCUUUCCAAAGGUUGGCCUGGGAAGCACUCAAAAAGUCGAUCAACGGACUCAUUAAUAAAAUCAACAUAUCCAACAUUGCUGUAAUUGUUCGGGAACUAUUUAAGGAAAACUUGAUUCGUGGUCGUGGGUUGUUGUGCAGGUCAAUUAUGCAAGCACAAUCAGCAUCCUCGACAUUUACAAAUGUCUAUGCCGCGCUGGUGUCUGUGAUCAAUACGAAGUUCCCAAACAUUGGAGAAUUGCUGCUCAAAAGGCUUAUUAUCCAAUUUCGUCGCGGCUACAUGAGGAACGAUAAGCCUGGAUGUUUGGCAGCUGCAAAAUUUGUGGCUCACCUGGUGAAUCAGCAGGUGGCUCACGAGGUCGUGGCCCUAGAAAUUCUUACAUUGCUACUGGAACACCCGACGGAGGACUCGGUUGAGUUGGCCAUUGCCUUUCUCAAAGAGGUUGGCAAUCGACUCGAGGACGUGUCUCCCAAAGGAACGCAUGCUGUGUUUGAAAGACUAAGACACGUGCUGCACGAGGGCCACCUUGAGAAACGAGUGCAGUACAUGAUUGAGGUCAUGUUUCAGGUGCGAAAAGACAAGUUCAAAGAUUAUCCAUCCGUGGAGGAAGACUUGGAUCUUGUGGAAGAGGAGGACCAGUUCACCCACUUGCUCACACUUGACGAAGCCACUGACGGUCAAGAUAUACUGAAUGUGUUUAAGCUGGACGAUGAAUACAUUGUAAACGAGGAGAAAUAUGCCACACUGAAAAAGGAAAUUCUGGACGAAUCUGAUUCUGGAGAAGAAGGAGAUGAGGAAGAGGGAGACGAAGGGGAAGAAGACGAGGAAGAUGCUGAGGCGGCCGAGAAGGAAAAGGAGCAAAUUUUGGAUAAGACGGAAACAAAUUUGGUUGCGUUGAGGAGAACCAUUUACCUCACCAUUCAGUCUUCCUUAGACUUUGAAGAAUGUGCUCACAAAUUGUUGAGAAUGAAUUUAAAGGAAGGACAGGAAACGGAGCUAUGCGCAAUGAUUGUUGACUGCUGUGCUCAACAACGAACGUAUGAAAAGUUCUUUGGUUUGCUAGCCCAAAGAUUCUGUAAUUUAAAUCGGAAAUACCAAAUCCCUUACGAAGAGCUGUUUAAGGAUACAUAUGCCACAGUUCACCAUUUGGAUACAAACAAGUUGCGCAACGUUGCAAAGUUCUUUGCUCAUUUGUUAUUCACUGACGCCAUAACUUGGGAAGUUCUUCAAAAUAUUCGACUCACGGAGGAUGAUACGACAAGCUCGAGCCGAAUUUUUAUAAAAAUAUUGUUCCAGGAGCUGAGCGAAUACAUGGGAUUGCCCAAACUGCAUCAGCGAUUGUGCGACAAAACAAUGGCCAUUUGUUUUGAGGGCGUCUUUCCGAGGGAUCAUCCUCAGAAUUCAAGAUUUUCCAUCAACUUCUUCACAUCUAUUGGAUUGGGCGGCUUGACCGACGAGCUGAGAGAACAUUUAAAGAAGGCCCCAAAGCCUACAGCCAUCGUCCCCCCAUUGCAACACAUGAAAGAUAAAUCGUCUGAUGACUCGUCAGAGGACUCAGAUUCUAGCUCCUCGUCGUCAUCGUCUUCUAGCACAUCAUCGUCAUCUUCGUCCUCUUCCAGCUCUUCUAGCUCAUCAUCAGAAUCCUCUUCUUCAAGCUCGACAUGAAAACUUACCGUAUGCCAAUAGUGACAGAUUGACGGAAGUUUAUCUUAUUAUUACUACAAUGUAAAGUUUCAUUAAAUAAUGCAGUGGCAUCAAGUAGAAAUGCCAGAAUCUUAACAUAUUUUAUAUUUAAAAACUUUGUUAUUCACAAUAAAAACUGAUUUUCUUACAUCA